This is a messenger RNA of Cladophialophora immunda, 2563 nucleotides long. RefSeq lists its product as uncharacterized. Bases 342 to 2264 code for a protein of 640 amino acids. The transcript is spliced from 3 exons. NCBI's taxonomy places the organism in Eukaryota, Fungi, Ascomycota, Eurotiomycetes, Chaetothyriales, Herpotrichiellaceae. Gene Ontology annotation, molecular function: metal ion binding. The record is from RefSeq and is a predicted model, not a curated record.
CUCGUAUUUACCAGGUCUGCACAGGUGAUACGAGCACAAUCUACCCACUGCCUACAACACGCCCGAGCAGCCUUUCGCAAUUCCUCCAGUCCAUCUAUCAUGCCAUCUAUCGUCGGAUACAUGUAGAGGCGACGUGUACGGAGUGCUGUUCCUCCAUAUCGAUUCCCAUCUUAUUCCGCCCGUGCGCGUUUCAGCCGCCGUGAUAUGUCCGUUUUCCGCCACCGUCAUCACUGUCAUUGACACGUGCCUCUGCACUUCCUCUCUCCUUUUGAGUUUCCAAAUACCAGGUAACCAGACUGCGUUACCAUCUUUCUCGGUGCAUCCCAACGCUGAAAAGGGUCAUGUCUUCAUCAGACUCGAUCACUUCGCAGAGCAGCUAUGAUGAUUCUGACCGGGAGGCUCCCCGCCAUCAUCAUGCUCGCCAUGACUCUCACCGUUCCGGACGCUCUGAGAUGACCACAGACACAAGGACUCAGCGGCCACUGCCCGAUCUCCCAGCCUCGCGGCCCUCCGCAUCGCGCUCUGCCUCUGCCUCUGGUUCCGGCUCUGGCUCAGGAGCCGGCCCCAGUGGUCCGCCGCUGGCGACCGCACUGCGAGACCGGCUCCUGCCCCUCCCCCUCCCCUCCGCCGAACAGACUACUGAAGAACGCAGGCGAAGCAUUAUCGCCCUUGACCGCAAGAGGAGGCUUACCAACCCAACAAUGCAUGAGGAAGGCAGGAGAAGGACGAACAUUGGCACCAUUCAUGAUCGGAGAAUGAACUACGAUGCUCCCCGCGCGGAUGGCCCUUCUUCUCCUCCCACGCCCCGGCGUCAUGCCUCAUCCGAUACCAACAUCAACCGGCCCUUACCUGAGAUUGUAGAUCUGACAGGUUCAUCUCCUCUGCCGCCGCUACCGCCGCCGCAACCCCAAACACCUCGAGGCAAUAGGCCGAGCAGAUCCUCAUCGGGAAAUUCACGACAAUACGUGGUGCCGAGGUGGCAGCCUGAUUCAGAGGUCAACGGGUGUCCUAUCUGUAAACGGCCCUUCACAUGGGUGUUCAGGCGUCAUCAUUGCAGAAAGUGCGGCAGAGUGGUCUGCAAUGACUGCUCACCACAUCGAAUCACAAUUCCCCGACAAUUCAUCGUCCAUCCACCAGGCCCUGACGUGGUCAGUUCUCCUGUGAAUUCUACAUCCCGCCGGUCGGGAUCACUGGAUUACAAUGGAGCUGAUACUGAAGACAAUCUAUUCCGAAGCGCGUGGAACCCCUAUUCCUAUAACGCUCAUCCUCAACUAGAGGGCGGAGAGAAAGUGCGACUUUGCAACCCCUGUGUGCCCGAUCCUCAACCGGAUCCCCUGUCGAACUAUCCUCUGGUAGCCGAUUUCACCUCUCGUGACGCUCCAUGGAGUGCAGGAGGGCGGCAAGCUACAACUCUGAACCAUGUAUUUGGUCCCGAUGAUAGGCCGAGUGGUUAUGCUUUGGGAAUGGGAGAUUAUUCAAGGCAUACUGCGGUGCUGGACAAUCCCCCCUCGCAGCAUUCCCCUCGAGCAACUGAAGCAGGUUAUGGGAAUCCAGAAAGCAGAACCGAUCCUUUUGGAUGGCUUGGCCCGUAUCGAGGGCAACCAUCACCCACUAGAUAUCGUUUCCAAGCAUCGCCAUUUUCUGGAGGCACCAAUCAGUUCCCAGGGCCUUCCUCUAGGGACUAUUCAGCUCAUGACGGGCAAUUGACCUCUAACCGUCCGCGCGCAAGCUAUCCGGAGCCCCGACAGCCUCGUGAUGAAUUACUCGGCAUCGCGUCACAGCUACGCCGACCUCUCCCUCGAUCCUUGCAUGUCCUUGCUGACAGCCCUUCGGCGCGACCACGACUGAACGAAAACGAUAUAUGUCCAGUCUGUCGUCGCGCGUUACCCCCUCGCGGUCCGAAUGGUGACGAAACAGCCCGCGAAACGCAUAUAAUGGACUGCAUCUACUCUCGCGAUCCGUCCUAUCAUGCUGAAUCUAGCAACACGGUAGUUGCCAGGACCGUUGAUAUAGGAGGUCCAAUAUCACAGUCGCACUCCCUAGUACCACCUCAUCCACUGCAGAUGCUUACCUUCACGGCCACCGAGAAAGAUUGCGUCUCGCAAGAAGACGGCCAGGUACAAGAGUGCUCCAUCUGCAUGGUUGAGUAUGAUGUUGGCGAUGAAUUGGUCAGGCUGGAGUGCUUGUGUAAAUUCCACAAGAGUUGUAUUUUGGAGUGGCUGGGACGGAAGGCGGAAUGCCCAGUGCAUAAGCUUAUAGGAUGACCCACGCAGGCACUGUUUUCUUUUCGUUCUCUGAUGUUUGAAUGAUGCAUGACUGAUGAUGGGGAAACGAAAGAUCUUUCGACGGCGCAUCUUCGUUCGUGAAGCACUUCGCUUUGAGUUCCAGCGUAGAGAGAAUAAAUUGGAGGGGAGUUUUCUGCAGUGAAAGGACGACUCUUGAAUAGAUGCUCCAGUUAGCAUGUCCAGGAUUCGAAGGACUCGCAUAUCAAUCCGUAGGGAGGGGGGCACCAGAAUGUUGACCCUGCUAGUUUUUAGCGCGUAGACUGGAAACCUAAUCUAGG